AUGAGUGUGUAAAUUUAGAAAUAUUUAGCAGAUAUUUCACCUAAGUACGAGAAUGACUUUAUUACUUUUGAUUAGUUUAAGGAAAUUAUAAAUUAGAUGGCUAAAAUCGAUAGCAGAUGUGAAUUCAAUGAUGAAGUUAUUCAGUAGUUAUAUGAUUUUGUUUUUUAUAAGUAAAAUGGAUAAGUUUGUUUCGGGGCUGUCGUAGGUCUGACCUUGGAAAUACUUAAGGAGAGAACUAGCUACACUCCUGCAUAAACAUAGGAAUUUGAGGUUUAAAAUCCGAAUCAUAAGACUUUGUGGUAACAGGUUUUACUUGUUAUUGACUAAUUGACCAGUGACACUUUACAUCAGAUGAAGUAUAUUUAUGAGCAGUGUGUAGAAGAUUUGUAUUCUAGUUAAGAUGGAGACAGUGAUGAGGAUGGAUUAGGGAAAAAGAAGUCUAUGGAUCCCACUAAUGGAGUUGAUCUGGACUUUAUUGCCUAGAAAGUAGAACAAAUGAACUCCUUGAAUUAGAGCGAAAAAGAAAAUAUUGAUUUCCUUUUCAAAUGCAUUUAGGAUGAUUAAGGCAGAGUAACGCAUGCCAGUUUAGGUGACUUGAUGAGCUUGUUAGAGUAAUAUUGGAUCAGUUUAGUUUAACAAUAAGCAGGAGAGAGCUAGUAAGCUCAGUCAAACAGAGGAAGUACAGUUAUUUAAAAUACUUAAAAGGUGAAUAGCUUGACUAGACUCGAAGAUGAUGAUGACUAGCAAUCUAAAAAUAAGAAGGAUGAAUAAGACCAGUAAGAUGAAAGCAAAUAAUAUUAUAAGUACGAUUAUAUGCAAGAUCUUGUUCACAAAGUUGAUCAGUUAAAGUAAAUGAAGGGACAGAAAAGUUCAUUUUAUGAAAUAGUGGACGACAUGUUCAAUAAUUUGUUGCUGCUAGGCACGAAGUUGGACUCGUAUGAAAUGGAGUUAGAAUAGUAAACGAAGAAGAGUGCAAAAUAAUAAAAUGAAACGAUGAAGCUAGAAUAAAAAGUAACUUAUUUGGAGACAGAAAUGAAAAGAGUGAUUGAAUAUAAAGAUGAUCUUGAAGCUCAAUUUGAUGAUUUAACAAAAGAGUAUGAUAUUUUAGAAUAGAAGUAUACAAUCAAAGAGUAGACAGAGAAAGAGAAUCAAAAAGCAUUGGAGAAUGUUUCUAAGUUAGAAACUCAAUGUGCCUAAUAUAGCAGAAAGCAAAAAGAGCUCGAAUAGAAGAAUGAGUAGCUCAAAUUAGAAAAUGCAGAUUUAAAAUAGGAAAGUGAUAAAAUGUAUGGUUUGUUUUAAUAGGCUUAAGAAGAGCUAGAUUAGAUUAAACAGCAGCUUUCAUAAAACUAAACAACUCAAGCUUUAAACAAUUUCGAAUAGCAAAAUAAAAACUAAACAGACUAAGUACUCUUGCAGAAAUUAAAAGAUGAAAACAGGGCAAUUUAGAUGAAGUUGCAGAUCUUAAACGACGAAGCUAAAAAGUACAAGCUUUAAUUUGAAAGCAGAGAGGAAGAGUAUUAAGAGCUACAAAGAGUGCAUAAAUAGUUAAUGGUACAAUACGAAGAAGCUUGUAUUGUAGCCAGAGACAAACCCUUAAGGUUAUUCAAUAAUGAUGGUACAGGCAGAAAAUCAACAAGAUAUUCAAUAAAGCCUUUAUCUGGUGGUUUUGGCAGACAAUCUGUCAAUAAAUAAGCAAGACCUUCAAUUCAAUUUGGCAAUAAUAACAAAACUAGCUUAAUAGGAUUUGACAACAAUCAAAACCAAGAUCAAAAUAACAGAAUUUCCUUCAAUUACUCCACAAGAGGCAGCGUCUUCAACGAAGAAAUAAAACAAUCAAAUGGAAAUAACUUUUAUCUCAAUAGUGAAAACUCAAUUCGUUCAAGUGUUAUGAGCGGUAGAUAGUCAGUUAAUUUUGAUAAGUUUUGGGACCAGUUCUAGAAUAGGAUGAGUAUUGCUAAUUAAACUGGAUAGCUUUAAAAAUAAACUUCUUAAAAUGAUAAUUAGCCUGCUUCUAGUCAAGUGCUUGAUCCCAGUCAUCCUUAAUAUUACGCUAACUUUUUAGCCUUUGAUGAAAAUGAAUUGUAUGCUAGAGACUUCUUAAAUUUGAGAGAUCAUAAGAAAAUUCAAUAAAUUUUAGAUAAAUAUAGUGAUGUUGAUAAUCCAAAUGAGAUGAAAUGCUUUAGUGAUUCGAUUUAUAGGAUUAAUAACUCUAAUGAGAGAGAAAGAAGAAUUUUAUUUGCUACUCCUUAUAACAUUUUUAUUUUGCACCCCAAAACUCACAAGGUAAUUCGUAGAAUUCAAAUAGAUAGAAUUACUAAGAUUACUUUUUUGAAUAAAUCUGCUUACUUAUGUGUUAUUAGUAUCAAACAAGAGUAUGAUUAUCUAAUUGAAACCUACAGAAGAGCUGAUUUUAAUAUGUUCUUGAUGUAGACAAUAAAGGAAAGAUAGUUAGCUCCUUAUAAAAUAUAAUUCGCUGAUGAGAUAAAUAUUCAAUUCAGAGGAAUCAAAGAUAAAAUUAAUAUUGGAUAAAUGGACGAAAAAACUCUGCUAAAUAGAUUCUAAGCUUCAUUUAAAUCUGCUCAAAUGGUUGGUUUCUUAGAAAUUUGCAAACAUAACUGGAUCAAAGACUUCUUUUCCGAGCCUUGGAAGGAGUACUUUUUCGUCUUAUCUAAUAUUGGAUUGGUAAGUUUUGCCAAACCAGGUGAUUCCAAGCCCUUACUUUUCAUUCCUAUAAAUGAUGCAUUAGUAAUAAAGGACCCAGCUGGCUAAGAAAAGAAAUUUUGCAUUAAAAUCUUCUAUUAAAACUCCAACUAACACUACAUUCUCGCUUGCUAAAGCAAAGCUGACCAAGACAAAUGGCUUGACUCGAUAAGAAAGGUUAUCUAUCAAAGUGUAAAUAUUAAUGCUAAAAGAGACUAAAUUAUGAAAUCCCAAUAUUUGGACCCUAAGGAUGUCAUUUAAGAACAAGAUGAUGAAAAUUGA
This is a messenger RNA of Tetrahymena thermophila SB210, 2982 nucleotides long. Its product is annotated as PH domain protein. NCBI's taxonomy places the organism in Eukaryota, Ciliophora, Oligohymenophorea, Hymenostomatida, Tetrahymenidae. Gene Ontology annotation, cellular component: myosin complex. The record is from RefSeq and is a predicted model, not a curated record. Gene Ontology annotation, molecular function: cytoskeletal motor activity. The transcript has 2 exons.